Molecule: messenger RNA, 900 nt
Organism: Penicillium vulpinum
Lineage: Eukaryota; Fungi; Ascomycota; Eurotiomycetes; Eurotiales; Aspergillaceae
Product: DODA-type extradiol aromatic ring-opening family dioxygenase
Exons: 5
Coding region: 1-900 (299 amino acids)
Molecular function (GO): zinc ion binding; oxidoreductase activity, acting on single donors with incorporation of molecular oxygen; ferrous iron binding
Source: RefSeq, a predicted model, not a curated record
AUGUCUUCUAACAUCGAGCCUACUCAAUCUCUUCCUACCUAUUUCAUUGGUCAUGCCGGUGUGGGCCUUCUCUUUGAUGAGCGACCUCGAAAUAAAAUUGCUCAGGCCAACUUGAAGGAGAUUGGGGAAGAGAUCCUGUCACUGUCACCACGUCCCAAAGCUGUCGUUGUUUUCAGCGGGCAUUUCGAAGCAGGCGAGAUUCAUGGGCCUGGAGUAAUUGAAGUGAAUGUCAAAAAUGGGACACAUAUUCAACAUGACUUUGUCAACGAUUUUCAUGACUCUAAGCCGUUCGUCUAUGAGUACGACUGGCCGCAUCAAGAUGCACCCGCGCUAGCGGCACAACUAUGGGAACUCCUACGCAAAGCAGGAUUUAAGGCCAAACGUGUGGAGCGAGGAGUCGAUCACGGUGUCUGGGUGCCUUUCAAGGUCAUGUUUCCAGAUGAGACGCCACUCGAUAUACCCGUAAUCCAAAUCUCUACAUUCCAUGGCACUGAUCUUGAGAUUCAAAUCCGGUUGGGUCAGGCUUUACAGUCACUACGGCAUGAGGGCUACCUCAUCAUAGGUUCAGGCAUGGCUGUCCACUCAUUCAACUCCAUUGAUGAGAUCAUAGAUGCUCCGACGGAGGAGGAGAGAGAAGCCACCCGGGCCAAGGUCCUCACCGAAUCGAGAGUUUUUGAUACCAAGCUGAGAGCAGCAGUGACAAAGAAGAAUGCAAAGGAGAGAAAUGAAGCUUUGCUACAGUUGGAGACCUUGUACGAGUUCAAGCGCUCACAUCCCACUGUCGAGCACUUUACGCCACUUCUGGUUGCUGCGGCGGCGGCUGGAGAUGCAGAAGUGGAAGCUCUAGGCGUGGACUUGGUCGACCCAGGCUUUUCUUAUCUGAAUCUACGUUUUGCAUAG